AUGGCCGAAUCCAAGAUAGAGACCAUCAAGACGUACAAAGACCGAAAGUCCAUAAGCGGCUCUCGAGAAUCUACCUCUUCUGCGCCCGCCAGCCCUCCCUCCCCAACGUCCUCACUGUCUUCUGUCGAGGAUGAGGUGAUCCUCAUUCCUCCAUCCGCACAUCCGCCACCAACGCGCCAGUUGCCCUCACCUUCCAUCACUCCGCUCCGCACCGCCUCCAAACGUAGCGCGGCUCAGGCUGCUCAACAGAAUAUCCAGCAAUUGCACCAGUCGUACGCCGACUUUGACGGAUUCGAUACCACCAACAUCGCUUCAUCUUCCAAAAAGAAACGCCUCUCCACAGGCGUCCUCACCAAAGUGGAGCAGAACAGCUCAUCAGAACCUUCGGUCCCGUCUUCUGCCCCUUCAACCACCACGUAUCCCGGCAAGGCUGCAAGAAAGAAAGUCGCACAGUCGACAUUCUCGGCCGCAAGGUCUCCCGCCGCCAUACACGGUCGGCGCUUCCAAGACGACCAGGGCGUCGUGUGGGAGCUCCAGGUUGGUACCUGUCAAGCAGCCCAAAACAAGCAAUGGCGAAAGUGCGUCCAUUGCAUUACAAAGCGCGCCGGCGACACUUGCCGCUUUGUCGACUUUCGCGCUUUCCGAGUCGAUCCACACACCGACCAAAUCACGCCCCCAGACCAAAACCGCACUUCGCUACCAGCCUUCCUCUUCUCACCCGACUCGGACGAGGUGAUGGAUCUGCCUACAGCUCGCCUCAUCUCCACCUCGCACCUUUCUCAAGUGCAAGGCGACGUCGCUAGGGCGCUUCUGCCCGUCCUUGAGGCAGAGCUCGAGCACGCACGCCUCCCAAACGUUCUUCGAAGGCCGCGCGAGAAAACCUGCCGUCAGAUGUGCGAGUUCUGCGCUACCAGCAUAUUUUCCGCCAGCUGGUUCUGCCGUCGCUGCGGCAGGGAAUACUGCGCCGACUGCAAACAUAGCAUCGAACAUUCCGACUCGCUGGAUCGUCAGCUCGCCAAGAGAAUCUUGCGGUGCGACCAGACGCUGCCGCAUGCCACUGCCGACCUCGUCCCGCUCACGCGCUUCGACGAGGCGCUCCUCCACCAGGAAGUCUCGGCCAUGCGCAACAUGCUCACCGACGUCAAGACGGGCGGCGUCCGAACUUCCGCUCCAGCACACCCCGCCCCUGCCGCCGCAGCGUCGACCUCCAACGAAGCCGAGCAAUCCAUGCCCGGGACGGAGGACGAACAACACACGGCAGUCAAUUGGAAGGAUGUGCCAACGAACCAGGCAGGUAUCACCGCCGACCGCAUCGUCGGACGUCUGGACCUACGCACCUUCGACAGCGCUUCGUUCAGUACCGACGACUUCCGACGCGAGUGGGCGCACGGCGAGCCCUUGCUGGUGCGCCAUGUCACUGAGCCAAUGCAUCAUCCGUGGGGGCCCGAUGCGCUGCAGUCGCGCUACGGUCACGAACACUGCUUCAUCGUGCGCUCGGACGUCGAGAAUGCCGAGCUCAAGCAGGUGUCCGUCGGCGACUUCUUUGCCACUUUUGGUCAGGACGAUACAACAAAGCGAGCGGCGCUCGGACGCGGCCAUUGGAAGCUCAAGGACUGGCCACCCUCCGCCGAGUUCAAGGCCGAAUUCCCCGAGCUCUACGACGACUUCAACGGGGUCGUGCCCGCACCCGACUAUACCACUCGCGAGGGAGUGCUGAACCUAGGCAGCUGCUACCCCACCGGUGUCAUCCAGCCGGAUCUCGGGCCCAAGAUGUACAACGCCUGGCCCGGCAGCGAGGCGCCCGGCGGAAUCGGUACCACAAGACUGCACAUGGACAUUGCGGAUGCGGUCAACAUUAUGCUGCACGCUUCGCCGCCCACCGGCGAGGACGUCCCGGACGAGCAUCGACCAGGCGUGGCAGCCUGGGAUAUCUUCCGCGCAGACGACGCCGACAAGCUGCGUGCGUUUUUGCGCAAGGAGUACUCGCACAUCGAAUUUCGGGACGACCCGAUCCACAUCCAGCGCUUCUUCAUCGAUGCGCAGCAGCGCGUCAAGCUCUACCAAGAGUACGGCGUGAGGAGUUGGAGGAUCUACCAGAAGGCAGGCGAGGCGGUGUUCAUCCCUGCCGGAUGCGCGCAUCAGGUGUGCAAUCUGGCCGACUGCAUCAAGGUUGCCGUCGACUUUGUCAGUCCGCAGAACGUGGAUCGGUGCUUCAAGCUCACCGCCGAGUUCAGGGAGCUCGUGCAGGAUUACAAGAAGGCAUGGAAGGAAGACGUACUCUCGCUCAGGACGACGCUGUGGUACGCCUGGUGCACCUACAGGCAGAUGGACGGCCAAGGGCCCAACGUGUGGGCCAAACAGAAGCGAGAGGUCAAGGACGAGGGCGAGGCGCAGAUGCAGAAGAUCACUCGCAGGGUGCUGCAGGCUCAUUUCAGCACUUCUUGCGUCAAGAUGGUUCAGAUCGAGCGUAUUUCCCCCGGUAACGGUACCGACUUCCCCAAGCAGGGCGAUACUGUCACCAUGCACUACACCGGUACGCUUGCUGCUAACGGCAAGGAGUUUGACAGCUCGCGCAAGCCCGGUCGUGGCCCCUUCCAGACUGCUAUUGGUAUCGGCCGUGUCAUUCAGGGCUGGGACCAGGGUGUGCCCCAGCUCAGCCUUGGUGAGAGGGCCAAGCUCAUCAUCCCUGCCAAGGAGGGUUACGGCUCCGCCGGCGCUGCUGGUGUUAUCCCCCCCAACGCUGACCUCAUCUUCGACGUCGAACUGCUCGCCAUCAACGGAAAGAAGGGUAUGUAG
This is a messenger RNA of Moesziomyces antarcticus, 2796 nucleotides long. RefSeq names its product clavaminate synthase-like protein. Gene Ontology annotation, molecular function: zinc ion binding; histone H3K9 demethylase activity; peptidyl-prolyl cis-trans isomerase activity. Gene Ontology annotation, biological process: regulation of transcription by RNA polymerase II. The record is from RefSeq and is a predicted model, not a curated record. The transcript has 2 exons. Gene Ontology annotation, cellular component: histone deacetylase complex; chromatin. NCBI's taxonomy places the organism in Eukaryota, Fungi, Basidiomycota, Ustilaginomycetes, Ustilaginales, Ustilaginaceae. The coding region runs from base 1 to 2796 and encodes 931 amino acids.